UGCUUUGGCCAUAAUGUUCUUUAAUGUCUUCUCUAAAAUUUAUUUUUUAUUGUAUACUAGAUUCGAAUGGCCAACUCUAUGUUACGAUGCGUGAGUACUACUGCUACAAAUUCCAGAUGCGUCGUGAAAUUUUCAACACAGUGUUGCAUGGUCAGCGUCUGUUCCAGCAGUUCGCAGUAGACACGUACAUCAAGCUAGAGACUACACGACUGAACUACAUACUGUUUAACCAAUCAAGAAUCAGGGCUGAUCUUUAUCAAGGCCUGAUGGAUAGCGUGUAUGCUGGGGAGCAUCGAGCAAGUGCAUUGGGUAAAUUGUGGGUUCUACCGGCUUCCUUCAUCGGCGGACCGAGAGACAUGAGACGACGAUACAUGGAUGCCUUUGCUCUCGUGCAAAAGUACGGUAAGCCGGACAUAUUUCUUACCAUGACAUGCAAUCCAAAUUGGGAGGAGAUAACCAGCGAGCUAGAACCAGGUCAAAAAUCACAAGACCGUUGUGAUUUGGUGGUGCGAGUUUUUAAGGCUAAACUAGACAAUUUGAAGCAUCAACUCUUCAAAAAGCACAUACUUGGUGUCGUGGCAGCACAUGUCUAUGUGAUUGAGUUCCAAAAAAGAGGUCUACCACAUGCACACUUCCUUCUUAUCAUGCAGACAGGCAGUAAGCUAACUGUUCCAGACCAGUAUGACGCUGUUAUAUCGGCAGAACUUCCAGAUAAGAACAGAUUCCCAGAACUUUUUGAUAUGGUAGUCAAACACAUGAUGCAUGGCCCAUGCGGACAUCUCAACAUGCAAAAUACAUGUAUGAAGAAUGGUAGUUGCAAGUGCCACUAUCCACGACUAUUUGGUGAGACAACGCUUCAGGGCAAAGACUCGUACCCCAUUUACAGAAGAAGAGAUGACGGACAAAAAGUACGAGUAAGGGGGCAUGACUUGGACAACCGUUGGGUUGUUCCUUAUAAUCCUACUUUAUUGAGGAUGUAUGACUGCCACAUUAAUGUGGAGGUUUGCUCAAGCAUUAAGGCUGUGAAGUAUAUAUACAAGUACAUUCAUAAGGGUCAUGAUAGGGCAUCUGUCACUGUGAUCGACGUUGAUGGUGGUCAAAGUAUUAACGAGAUUGAGAACUUCAGAGAUGCCAGAUGGGUAUCACCACAAGAGGCUUUAUGGAGAAUAUAUAGUUUCGAUCUGCAUGGUAUAUCUCCCCCAGUUCUGCAACUACAGCUCCACUUGCCUGGCAUGCAUCUUGUUAGUUACAAUAUAAAUGAUGAUAUGCGUCAGGUCUUAAACAAGGAUAACAUUGACAAAUCGAUGUUAACUGAGUACUUUAGAGCAAAUCAGUUGUUUGAUUGGGCAUCAAACUACUUAUAUAGGGAGUUCCCCGAGGUGGCAAGGUGGUGGCCAGGUGCAAAGAAAUGGACAGCGCGUCAACAACGUAUGCAAGUUGGAAGAAUAGUCUCGGCACACCCAGCAGAGGGAGAACGUUAUUAUCUAAGGGUGCUACUUAAUCACGUGAGGGGUGCUACCUCAUUUGAAAGUCUAAGGACAUACGACGGUAAUGUAUAUCCAACUUUUCGUGAAGCUGCCGAAAAAGGGGUCUUAUUGAGGCAGACAACAGCAUCGAUGAGUGCUUAACUGAGGCGUCAGGAUUUCAUAUGCCACCUUCUCUUAGAAGGCUAUUUGCGACGAUCCUGGUUUUCUGUGAGCCUACUGAUGUGGUUGGUCUGUGGAACAAACAUUUGGAGGCAAUGUCUGAUGACUUCUGUCGAACCCAUAGUAACUCAAAUGUGGUCGAGCAGUUAGUGUUGUUGGAUAUUAGAGAUAUGCUUCAAACAAUGGGUAAGGACAUCAGGUUAUUCCCUCUACCUGCAAUAAAGGACGAGCACGACAAUAUGGCAGAUGUUGUUAGAGAGAUAUUUGAAGAGAUGAAUAUUCCAGAAGACCCUGAGGCUGAAUUUGUGGUUUCAUCUCUCAACCAUGAGCAGAGACACGCUUACGACGUGAUAUUAUCAUCGGUGGAGAAUAUUAGUGGAGGUGUCUUCUUUGUGGAUGGUCCAGGAGGAACAGGCAAGACAUUUCUGUACAAAGCUUUGCUGGCAACUGUUCGGCGCUCUGGAAAGAUAGCUAUUGCUACUGCGACGUCAGGAGUAGCGGCAUCUAUUAUGCCUGGUGGUAGGACCGCACAUUCAAGAUUCAAAAUCCCAUUGAACAUAAAAGAAGGUGACGUGUGUAGCUUCACUAAACAGAGUGGGACAGCCAAAAUGUUACGAAGGUCAUCACUGAUCUUAUGGGAUGAGGCCACGAUGACUAAACGACAGGCAAUUGAGGCACUUGAUAAGAGCAUGAGAGAUAUAAUGGAUAGACCUGAUUUGCCUUUUGGAGGGAAAACAGUGGUAUUUGGUGGCGACUUUAGACAGGUCCUUCCGGUUGUACGGAAAGGUACAAGGGCCCAAAAUCAUAAACUCAACGUUGCGUAGAUCUUCUCUAUGGGAUAGCAUGCAACAUCUUAGACUUGUGCGCAACAUGAGGGCACAGUCAGAUCAAUGGUUUUCAGACUAUCUACUACGUAUUGGUAAUGGGAUCGAAGAGACAUGCAACGAUGAUAAUGUGAGAUUACCUGACGAGAUAUGCAUUCCUUACACCGGUGAAGAUGAUGAUGUUGAUAGAUUAAUUGAAGAAAUAUUUCCAUCGCUAGAGACGAACAUGCAUAAUCGAGAUUACAUCACAUCUCGAGCGAUCUUGUCAACAAAAAAUGAAAAUGUUGACAAGAUAAAUAUGAGGUUCAUCGAUCGCUUCUCAGGGCAAGAGAUGGUUUACCAUAGUUUCGAUGUUGCUGUUGAUGAUCCUAACAACAACUAUCCUCCUGAGUUCUUAAACUCUCUCACACCGAGUGGACUGCCUCCGCACAUCCUCAAACUAAAGGUCAACUGUCCAGUGAUUUUGCUCCGAAAUCUUGAUCCUCCCAACGGUUUGUGCAAUGGCACAAGAUUAAUAAUUCGUGAUUUUCACAGAAAUACAAUUGAUGCCGAGAUUGUUUUAGGACAACAUGCAGGGAAGAGAGUUUUUCUACCACGCAUUCCUUUAUGUCCUUCUGAUGAUGAGAUCUUUCCUUUCAAGUUUAAGAGGACUCAAUUCCCUCUUAGACUCAGCUUUGCUAUGACGGUGAAUAAAGCACAGGGACAGACAAUACCGCACGUUGGAGUAUAUCUACCAAAUCCGGUCUUCUCCCAUGGACAGUUAUAUGUUGCCUUAUCACGAGCAACAACGAGAAGCAAUGUAAAGAUACUUGCGGCUGGAGAAAUGGUUCUGAGCAAAAACUCGAAUGAGACAUAUACAAAGAAUAUAGUGUACAAAGAAGUCCUCACUUCUUAGACUUUGUUUUUGUGACAUUCACACUGUAGUACACAUUUUAUUCAUACCAGUUUAGUUAUGUAUUAGUUGUUGCCAAAUUAUUUGUGAGAUAUUGAGGUCGAUAAUAUAUGUGGUGCUUGUUUUUUAUGUAAUCGUUGUGCACUAUCAUUUUAUCGAAUGUUUUGUUUGCACAUUUUAUCGAAUGUUUUGUUUCCUUUUUAAUGCUUUCCCUAAUGCAAUAUGUUUUUAUAUCUCUACUAAAUCACCAUGGAUAUUAGAGAUGGAUGAAGAAAAGGUUGAUGUCGGCACUAUUGUUAAUCCAUCAUUUGAGGAUAUGGCGGGUAGUGGUUGUUCAGCUCAAAUUCUAAUCAAAUGCAGUGACACACACGAAUUGGGUAAGAGCUGUUAUCAAUAACUACAUUGGAGUAAUUUCAACAAUAUUUUUUUGUUUGACACCUAAUUAUUCUCUUGUGCACCAUAGAUAAUAAUGAUGGGGAGAAUAUUAAGGACAUUGUUGGUAAUGUUGUAGAACAAUCGCUUGAUGUUGUGGCAGUAGGAAGUGACCCAGUUCAUGUGUCAGCUAAAGCCGAUGUUGGAGAACAACCGAGUAGGCUCUCAUAUCUAGAUUUCUAAAUGCUCUCUGUCUGAUGAUUACUAAAUGUUGUCUUAUAAUUUUCUACUAAAUAAUGCUUUUUCAAUAUAUUGAUGUUUUUUACUCCUCACACAGAUGUGACUCCCUUGUCAUCCUUGGAUGUUCAAAAUGAAUCAACUCAAAUAAGUUCUGAUGUGGAUACGUUGGAGCAGAUCGAACAAGAUAACUUGGACACUUUGAUUAGGAUAUGCGAGCAUAACAAACCAAAGAAGUUGAAUGUGGCUCGAGUUUUACCCAAAGGUAAUUAUUUUUGGUUCUUACCUUGUUGCAUCCUAUCGGUUUCUCAUAUAUCAUUUGCAUAUGAAGUAUAAUUUGUUCAUUAUAUAUAGAUUAUACGUGCACUACAGAAGAUCUUCAACUUAUUGAAUACAUUAAAUCACUACCGGGAAAACAAGUUGUGGUGAACAUCGACACCGCUUGGUUAAAUAGAUAUGAUAUGGAAUGUCUUUUCCAUGGUGACUUGCAAUUGACUGGCGAGGCAAGUACAUCUAUAUUAUAUAAUAUAAAAUAAAAUAUAUAUCUUUAUAUCUAUCCUAUUAUAUUGUAAGGUAUUCAAAUUUAAAUCUAACCUGUAAAUUUAAUGUACCAAUUGUAUUGUUUUGGUAUACAGGUCCUUAGUGCAUAUAUACAUUCUAUUAGAGAUGAAGAGCAUAUACUUCAUAGAGAAGGUGGAAAGGUCUUCUUAGAGAGCACGUUCAUUUCCAGCUUGCUUAAGCGUGAUGGUGAUCCUAAGAUACUCUUGAAUUGUAAGGAAGACACACUUGAAAACAGGGUGGACAACUAUUUACAAGCUGACAUGGUUAACUUAAAAAUCAACUCAUUCUAAGACAUGUAAUAUAUUGGUGCACAACACUUGCAAAUUAAUUUUAAUGCAUAUGUUCGAUGCAGGUGUUCAUUCCAAUAAACAUAGAAAAUUUUCACUGGUACCUGGCGAUUGUCAAUGCUAAAAAAAAUGAGGUACAUAUACUCGAUUCUAUGGGACCACAAAUAACGGAUCGUCGAGACCUUUAUACUACAGUGAGUAAUUAUUCCUUAUAUAUAUAUGUGAUUAUUUUAGCAUUACAUUAUUUGCUAUCUUUCAAUCUUAAAAUUUUAUUUGUUUGCCACAUAGUUAAAAGGUCUAGAAAGACAGAUUAAAAUUGUAGCAGAACAUAAAGAACUUAACCGGGAUAAGUGGUCAGACAUUGAUGUUACAUCAUGGCCAGUUAUAGAAAAGAUUACAAAGCAAAUGCAAACCGAUGGGUAAAAUUCUUGUGACCAUUACUUUACAGAAUUGAUUGUGUUUGUUUUCAUAUACAUAGAAACUCACCUAUUGUUUUUAAAUUAUGUUUAGGGUUUCUUGCGGUCUAUGGAUGGUGAACUAUAUGGAAUAUUGGACAGGGUCUUCUCUGUCUAAUAACAUAACUCAGAACGAUAUAACAAAGUUUAGAUUUAAGCUACCUGCAAUAUUGUGGAACUCAAGAUUAAACACAAAGAAAGGACAUCAAGAGACUAACCAUCAUGCAGAUGAAGAUGGAGGAAGUUCAUGUGAUGUUGAGAUAAUCAAGACUCCUUGUGAGUUACCUAUAUCGUUAAAUGCAUCAUCCCAGGUUCAACCAUUUAUAUCGUCAUGUGCUCUGCCCGCUACAUUAACAUCAACAAACACACAAGAACUGAUGAGUGCAUUAUGCACAUACAUCAUGGAGAUAGACGACGCCGAAUAUUUGGAGAAACAUUGGAUUCAGAGCACCAAGCCUUAUCCAAUUUCUUUAAGUCUUCAACAGCUUAAAAAUAUAUUGGAUGUAAAUAAACCGAUGGAUAAGGAUUGCUUCAACAUAGCUGUUCGGAUGAUCGCAUGCAGUGAUGCCUUGUUCUUGUUGGAAAACAAAUACCACUACAUGGAUCUACAGUUCUGUGUAUGUUGAUUAGUGAUUAAACUAUUUUCAUAUAAAUAUGAUCAUUAUAUUACUAUAUUUUACUAACAUGGUAAUAAACAGUCCAUAACUAAUUAUGGUCAAGACCCUCGCCUUCGUGCAAAGCUAGAUACCAAUGUAUUGGCGAAUUUAUUUGAAUGUUGGCCUGACAUGGAGUAUACUAUUUCAGAUUGCAGCCAAAUUCUAUUGCCCUUUUGUUUCUUGGGUCACUUCAGUUUAUAUGUAUUUAACAUGAACACCAGAAGCAUCUAUAUAAUGGACUCCAUGCCUCUACCAUCAUGGUUUAAGGGUAACGAUCCAAGCAUGCAUUAUAUUCACAAAAUACAUAAUAUUGCCAAUAAUAUGAAUGUUGCCAUGAAAUUGGCUAAUCCUACAUGGAAAGACGAUAUUUAUAUGUGGCGUCGUAUAGUACCAUCAUGGGUUCCAAAAACAUUAAACUGGGAUUUAUCAGGCUUUCUUGUUAUCAACUUUAUGCACUCGUGGAAUGGUAAAAGGUUACCCUGCAUUUCCACUACUUCAAGUGUACUGAGGACCAAAUUCUUGGUAGAGUUGAUGAAGUACCAGGACAAUGAAUGUAAUGACAAUAUUCCAGAAGAAAUACAAAAGAUUAUUAAGCGCAUCAGUGUUUAGUUGGCUUUAGAUAUACGUGAUUUAUUUGUAAAUACUCGAGUUUAUGAUAAAAACAAAGAUUUAGAAUUUUUGCUCACUUGUUAUUCCUGUCCUUUUAGUAUGAAUUUUAAUGUAUAUUCACGUUUGAUUGUAAAUUGAUUUGUAUAUUUUAUAAGAUUGUGGUCCAUAAUAUGUUACUUGUUUUUAUGUAAUCAUUGUGCAUGAAUAAUUUGUGUGCCGUCGCAACGCACGGGCACUUGACUAGUUAUAAAGGUAUGUGAUAGAACAAAAUAAGGUUCUCGACUGCAUAGACAAUUUUAUUACAAAGCCAACGUAACUUGAACGGAGUAAUUCAGAGAUAAAAAUGAACAAGUUAUGAUUUUUUUUAACUUUUUGGAUUUAUUUUCAUUCCUAAAAUCAAUUUCUUAUUCCUUUUAUAUAAUUCGGUGGACUCUUGGACUGUGGUUACUAUUUGUAUAAAAGCCAGGGGCUAAAAUACUAAAAGCGGGACCUGCUUAUAAUUAUUUUUGAAUACGGCUGGAUGGCAGGUUUAUUCAAUGAAAGGGUAGGGACUCUUUAGCAAAAUGUACGAGGCCGAAGUGGUAUGGGUGUCCGCGGUCGUCCGAUCAAAACAAAGGGCCAGGAUUAGGUUUCAAUUUCCUGCGAACCAGUAUCAAUACUUGACCACCGGAUCACGAUCCAACGGUUCAGAUUUUAAAUCACUAAGAUCGCUUUUCAUCCGACCGAUUUGGAUCGGAUGGCCCAAACCCAACCGUGAAGGGGUACGCCCCCGAUCUUAUCCUGAGUGCAUAAAUUAGAUCUGACAGCGCCCGCCACACUCUCCCCUGGCGGAGCACUACGGCGGCGACUGUCGCUUCAUGGCCUGGACACGUCGGUGAGCAGCGACAUGGCGACCCGGUGCCCGGAUCUACGUGUUGCAAGGUACAAAUCAUUCCUGAGAACAUGGUGAACACACAAGAGAAUUACUUACCGAUGAUUAUGCACCUAGGGACCCAGACCAUGAUGUAUUGCGGCCCCGCGGCGGCAGAGUAGCUCCGGUGAGGAAUUCCUACCCCAUAGACAACCAAUCGCGCCCGUUGAGGGCACCAUUUUCUCCAGCAUGCUCGAAAGAAGAUCUCUGACCACCAUACGCGGCCCGACCGACUACGCGGCUGGGUAUCCCAUGUCCGCGGCAUGGUUUCUCCCUCCACCAUCUCUUCUGUCCUCGGCGAGAUGCACCCGGCAUACCGAAUUGGUAGUGCCAUGGCUGCCCUAUAUGGGCGCUAGGGAAAGGAACAGGGCCCCACCAGAUCCCAACAACCUCGCCAUAUCCUAACUAACCUCAGCGAGCCGCGCGGGGAAGAAGACCUUCUGACAGGGUGUGCCCACGAGCCAGCGAGGGCCGAUGCGCGCACAUGGCGCGAGAGCGGCUGACAGCGCGGGACCCACGUGUAAGUGACGAAGGCAGACGCGCGCAGAGGGGCUACUGGGUGUGCGCAUGAGUCUGGGCUGUUGGUGUGGUGCAGUUGGGCAGAGGCGAGGUGGUUUCAGCCCACCCGCGGUACUGCUUCUCUUCUUUUUUUUUCUUUUCUUUUUGUUCUGUUUUUAUUCCUAUUUUGUGUUCCCAAUUUCAAUUUCAAAACCAAAUUCAAAUCUGAGCUGGAGUUUUGACCACAUAUUAAAUGUACAAACAAAAAUGCCAACAUGAGAUGCAAUUUAUACUAUUUUUUAUUCA
Messenger RNA from Zea mays, 8253 nucleotides. RefSeq lists its product as uncharacterized. Lineage: Eukaryota; Viridiplantae; Streptophyta; Magnoliopsida; Poales; Poaceae. Bases 24 to 1628 code for a protein of 534 amino acids. The transcript is spliced from 6 exons. The record is from RefSeq and is a predicted model, not a curated record.